Messenger RNA from Phytophthora nicotianae INRA-310, 1224 nucleotides. RefSeq lists its product as hypothetical. The record is from RefSeq and is a predicted model, not a curated record. Lineage: Eukaryota; Oomycota; Peronosporomycetes; Peronosporales; Peronosporaceae. Bases 81 to 1058 code for a protein of 325 amino acids. Gene Ontology annotation, molecular function: isomerase activity; carbohydrate binding. The transcript has a single exon. Gene Ontology annotation, biological process: carbohydrate metabolic process.
GCUGUCUCCUAGAUUAAAGCUUUCAUUCUGCGAUUACUCCCCUGGGAAGCAAGCGACCCCGACCGACCGCCGUCUCCACAAUGGUUACCUCGUUCGUGUCCAAGACUGCAGUCUUCGUGACUACUUUGCUAGCGUCGCUUACUGGCGUGAAUGCUGAGCUAGAGACUGUCAAGCUCUCGCACCCGCAAGGCUCCAGUGCCGAGGUGUUCCUUUUCGGUGCCCACGUCAAGUCGUUCCGCGCGGCAAUGGACCCGAACGUUGAUGUGAUCUUCAUGUCUAAGGACUCGUUCAUGGAUGGCGUGAACCCCAUUCGCGGCGGCAUCCCCGUGGUGUUCCCCAACUUCGGCGGCGCUCCCGGCUUCCCCAACCACGGCUUCGCUCGCAUCACCAACUGGACGUUGGCUAGCACCAAGGAGGCUACUGACAAGGACAGCCCGAGCGUGGCUAAGUUCACCAUGGAGGCCAGCAACUCGACCCGCCAGAUCUGGCCGGUGGAGUUCAAGCUCGAGUACGUGGUGCAGCUGUAUCCUAACCAGCUAAAGACGGCGCUGCGCGUGCAGAACACACACACCGAGCAGAUCGAGUUCCACACGCUGCUGCACAACUACCUGUGGGUGGACGACUCGCGUAACGGCGGUGUGGCGGUGUCGGGCCUGAAGGGUGUCGAUUACUAUGACCAGGUGGCCAAAGUAAACACAACAGAGACCCGCCAAUCCAUCACUUUUACCAACUCGACGGCGCAGACCGGCAACACGUACCUGGACGCCCCGGACAAGAUUGUCGCGACCAUUAAGGGUGUCAACACCAAGGACCGUUCCGUUACCGUCCUGAAGAAGGGAUUCAUCACCGGUAAGAAUGGGCAAAAAGCGAUUAAGACCAAAACCGACGCCGUGGUGUGGAACCCUGGUGCCGAGCGCGCUAAGAAGCUGGAGGACUUCGGCGACGAGGAGUACAUUAACAUGGUAUGCGUCGAACCCGGUCGUGUCAGCGUCAAGCAACCUCUUCCGGCCGGCCAGACCUACACUUUGCAGCAGAGUAUCACGGUCACCUCGCUCUAAGCCGAAAGCAACGUAGUUGUAUCCCGUAGUUAACUACCGUACGCCCGUAAACAGAGGCGGGAAAUACCUUAGCGAUUGCGAUCUAACAUAAAUUACCGCUGCGUAGCGGCGGCGCUCGGCUUGUCAAACCCAAUUGAAUUCAGAUCAUAAAACGUGCUGCCCUGAU